Molecule: messenger RNA, 603 nt
Organism: Octodon degus (degu)
Lineage: Eukaryota; Metazoa; Chordata; Mammalia; Rodentia; Octodontidae
Gene: Anp32e
Product: acidic nuclear phosphoprotein 32 family member E
Exons: 5
Coding region: 1-603 (200 amino acids)
Biological process (GO): regulation of apoptotic process
Cellular component (GO): nucleus
Molecular function (GO): phosphatase inhibitor activity; histone binding
Source: RefSeq, a predicted model, not a curated record
AUGGCCUCCCGCUUGAGUGGGAUGGUCGGAUCUCUUUAUAGUAGCGUCAGCUGCCACGAUCAGAAAGUCUCUUACGGGCUGGGCCCAGAUCUGGCACAGUGCUAUUUCUAUUCUAUCCUAUUUGUGAAAUUGGAACUUCCUGACAAUGCAAUUUCUGGAGGCUUGGAAGUUUUAGCAGAGAAAUGCCCAAAUCUUACCUACCUCAAUCUGAGUGGAAACAAAAUCAAAGAUCUGAGUACAGUAGAAGCUCUGCAAAAUCUUAAAAGUUUGAAAAGUCUGGAUUUGUUUAACUGUGAGAUCACAAACCUGGAAGAUUACCGAGAAAGUAUUUUUGAACUGCUGCAGCAAAUCACAUACUUGGAUGGAUAUGAUCAGGAAGAUAAUGAAGCACCAGACUCAGAAGAGGAGGAUGAAGAUGGAGAAGAAGAUGAUGAAGAUGAAGUUGGUUUCCCAGAUUGGGAUGAAGAGGAAGAGGAGGAAGACGAAGAUGAGGAGGAGGAGGAGGAGGAGGAGGAAGAGGCUGGCUCGGAACUGGGGGAGGGAGAAGAAGUAGGCCUGUCGUACUUGAUGAAAGAAGAAAUUCAGUGGCACAGUGUGGAAUGA